AGACUACAUUUCCCAGAGGCCCGUGUCUUAGGACCUCGGCCGGCCGCCCUCUCACCGACUCUUGAAACUAACGGCGAACAGCCGCAUAGACCGAUGCAGCGGGAAGGAGCUUGAUGGAUUAUGACAGAAGGAGAGAAAGCACACCGCAGGGACAGCCAGCACCGUCGUUAGUAACACAGGAACAAAGCGGCCACCUAUGAUGCGUGUUGGUAGAGGAGGAGGAGCCCGGGGAAGGACCCCUUGUGUUUCUGGCGGUUGGUGGAAGCGGCGAGAAGGCGGCGUGCCAGGGUAAACCAAGAUGACAAAGAAGAGAAAGCGUCAAGAUGACUUUCAAAAGGUGAAACUUAAAGUUGGCAAAAGAAAACCAAAAGCAGAUAAUGUAACCAAUACCAAAUUCAAAACACGUGCCAUCCAUGUUCCACAGCAACUGAAGAGUGAUGCAUCAUUACCAACAAAUCACCGUAAACUUAAUAUAAAGGAUCUGCUGACACAGUUGCACCAUUAUAGUUCGGGCAUUAAACAGAGUGCUCUGAUUGGUCUAAAAGACCUUGUAUCGCAACAUCCAUCAGUAAUCACAUCUCACCUCUCCAAUAUUCUCAGUGACGUAGCAGCUGUGUUCACAGACAAAGACCCCACCGUGAGAUCAGCAACUGUUCAACUUUUAAACUUUCUAGCUCCUCGAAUCUCUGGUGAGCAGAUGGCCCCUUUUUAUCCUUUGGUUUGUGCACACCUUUCUAGUGCAAUGACUCACAUAGUAGAAGGGAUACAAGAGGAUGCCUUGAAGAUCUUAGAUGUUUUGUUGGAACAUUACCCUGAACUUCUUACAGACCAUAGCAGCAUCCUGCUGAAGAAUUUUCUGGAGCUAAUUUCUCAUCAGAAAUUGACAAAGGAAUUGAAAGCUGGAGGAAAAAUAUCUUGCUGGAUGUUAUCUGUCAACCCAAACCGCCGGGUUACUUCUCAGCAGUGGCGGCUCAAUGUAUUGAGUAGGUUAAGAAAAUUCUUACAGGCAAUUGUUGAAGGUUCAAGCCAAUCUGUGGAGAAUGAAGCCAUUUUUGAGAUUGAUGACAGGAUUGGGUCUGAGCAUGUGACCACAUUGCAGGUCAGCUGGGAGAAUUACAUAACUGGACAGCAGCGUAUACAGUUGUACGAACACUCUGGAUCUCAACCCAGUACUGUGAUUCCGUUCAGGCUAAGACCUCUUGACACUGAAGGUUUAUCCUCUUUGGAAAAUCUGAAAGGGUUUGUUCAGAUACUCAUACCCCUUCUUUUGGAGUGUUGGAUGGAAGCCUCUCCGGCUCAGCUAACAGGUGCCAUACCAAGUAACCUACUUGAACCAGAAGCCAUGAUGCUUAAGUUGCAAGUUCUCAGCAUCAUCCAACUAUUAUGGAAACUAAUGCAGCGCCAAGAUGAAAGUCAGAAACUGGAAUCCUGGCUACGGAAUCACUAUCUCUCUGAUUUUAAAGAUCAGUUCAUAAAAAAUUUUCCUUAUUCUGUGUUGGAAACAGCUGGACAUAAAAAGAAAGAUGGAGCAAAGAAGGACAAACAAGCAGCAACAUUCAUGAACAAUACAGACCAUCCUCUUGCAUUGAACCUUGCCUUGUGUCAAGUCAUGGUGUCACUCACCAGUGCCUUAACUGUCCAUCUGGAUGCUGACUGGUUAGAGCAAAUUCGAAAAUUUAUCUCCGAAAGCUUGUCAGAUGGCAGGAAGUUGACCUCUCAGCAACUGAAUGGGAUGCUGAUGUUGGUGUGGAGACUUGUACUUGUACAGUGCAACAGAGGUUCCACUGAAGAACUGCUGAGGGCAGUUUACACACAGUAUCAGCAGCAGGGUCUUUCACUUGCAGUUCGCACUAUGCUGCUUAACUUCUUUAGUGGUCUUUAUUUGAGAGAGAAAACUUCCAAUCUUCAGUUUGCGAGAAGCAAGGUGCUGACACGUUGGCUAGCUGGGCUGCCAUUACAGUUGGCUCAACUUGGUUCAAGGAAUCCACUUCUCUCAGUACAAUUGAUUGAUGUGAUACAUGCAGCAGCUGCUCGCUCGAACAAAGAACUUCUUCAGAGCCUCCAGAGUAAUGUCUACAGGUUAUAUGAUCCACAAGAUGGCACUCUGGUCCUACUUCCAUCUGAAGCACAGCGUUCUUUGGUGCAGCUUGUUUAUUUCUUACCGUUUAUUUCAUCUGAGUUAUUGUCUUGCCUCAGUCGUUGUUGCACCAUGGGAAGAGUGACCUCCAAACUAGCCAUUAGUCUUAUUCGUAUACUACAUAUAAGGUCAUCUUUUGGUGGAUGGACUUGUUCGGUUCCAGAAAGUCUGGUGAAUGAUGUGGAUUACUUCAGUUUUCUGUUUUCUACAUUGACAGGAUUCUCAGGAGAAGAAUUGACAUGGCUCCAGAGCAGCACCAGUAAUCCUCAUAUAAGUCAGUCCCAGUUUUCGUCAGUGCGUCUUUAUGUUACGGAUCUUGACCAGUUUGCACACCACUGGGCCUUGACUGAGGUGAUAUGUCAAUGUUUAUCAGCCAUACCAUCCAGAAUCCAGUGCUGUGAUAUUUUACAAAGUGCCAUUUGUAAGCAUCUGGUGAGUGUUCAUCUCUUGCCAGACAGCACCGCAGGGUCAAUCUUAAAAGCAGUUGGUCAGCUCAUAGAUCCAGCCUUUAUUCCUAAUGAGUGUUUGUUGAAUUUCCUUGCUGAGUGUUGCUACAGUAUCCUUUACUUCAUACUAACUUUGGAAAGGAACAGCAGAGGAAAUGCACAAAAAAGAGAAUUGCUGUGGGGAUCAUGCCUUACUGCACUGGUCCGCAUACCCCGCCUGCUGCGACUGAUGCUGCAGAGUUUGCGAGUAACUGACACCUGCCAGGAGGAGCUUCCUGUCGUUGCACAGAUCCUUCGUCUUCUGCUUCAACAAGUACAGCUUAGGCAGCAUAUGGUAGCAAAUGCAGCACUUGUGCAACAGGUCAUACAGGACAUCACGAACUUCAAAGCUGAAGAUUUCCAAGAGCAGUGGUUAAUUGACCUUCAUUAUUGCUUCAGACUCUACCUUACAACACAGCACAGAAAUUCAGCUAAUUUCACAGUGACCUAUUGAAAUGCAAGAAAUUCAGUAAAAUAUUGGUACUUGCUCUUAAGAAAUGCUACAUCAGAGAACAAUUAGAAAUGGGGUCUUGCGGCUCUAUAACUUUACAAACAUAUGGAAUAAGAUACUGUAUGCUCCGCUGUUGCUCAGGAUAGAAAUCUUUAGCUUGAAACCAUAGGGAUAGCAAUGGUUCAUUUGUUCUAUACUGAAGUUUAGAUUUAUUCAUUAGUUGAGAGUGAUGUAGCAUUUUUCAAGAUUAAUGCAUUUUUAUUCUGUAAGUAUGCAUGGAGAGUAUUCUAUACUCUUAUUAUUCACAGGAAAUUUCUGUUUGCAAUAAUAUUUCCAGACUGUCCUCAGUGAAAGUGUAAAGAUUUUGAUAAACCUGCAGAACUGUCUUUUCAUUGUGGUUUUUUGAGAACCAAUUGCACGUGUGCCUAAAAAUGUCUCUUAGCUACUUUCAAACUUGUUUCUGUCUCUUUGACCAAAGUCACUUUUGUCACAUUCCAUUUAUACUUCAGUGGUGACAGAAAAACUUAGUUUUCUUUGUAAAGAUGCAACUUGAUUCUUUCUAGAAUUUUCAAUUGUGAAUCUUGAUUAUGUAUCCUUUCACUAAUCAAUCUAUAUGACAGCUCCUUUUUAAUGGCAAAAUAUUUACUUGUUUUUGUUUGUGAUCAUGUAUUUUGUUACAGAAAUAAAAAAAAAUCUUUAUUGACAA
Chiloscyllium plagiosum (whitespotted bambooshark) is the source of this 3779-nucleotide messenger RNA. RefSeq names its product testis expressed 10 (gene tex10). Gene Ontology annotation, cellular component: nucleus; MLL1 complex. The record is from RefSeq and is a predicted model, not a curated record. NCBI's taxonomy places the organism in Eukaryota, Metazoa, Chordata, Chondrichthyes, Orectolobiformes, Hemiscylliidae.